CCGCCCGGCCCGCGCCUCUCCGCCCCGGCGCGCAUGGCGGCCCCGCGACUCCCCGGCCUCCCGCCGCCGCAGCUCCUGGUCCUGAUCGCGCUCGCCGCCGCCCAGCCGCCCCAAGAGGCCGCCUUCCGCGCGGGACACGGCGCAGCCUCCUUGCCCGCCGCCGCCGCCGCGCCCCGGAGACGGUAUCUUUUGUAUGAUGUAAACCCACCGGAAGGUUUCAACCUCCGCAGAGAUGUCUAUAUAAGAGUUGCUUCUCUUAUAAAAACUUUGUUGAAACAUGAAGCCUGGGUAUUGGUUCUGCCUCCCUGGGGGCGUCUCUAUCACUGGCAGAGUCCUGACAUUCAUCAGAUCCGAAUUCCUUGGUUUGAAUUCUUUGAUGUUCCCAGCCUCAGUAAAAACAUACCAGUUAUUGAGUACGAAGAGUUCCUUGCAGAGUCAGGUGGACCCUUUAUUGAUCAGGUGUAUGUUUUGCAAAGUUAUGCUGAAGGAUGGAAAGAUGGGACUUGGGAGGAGAAAAUAGAUGAAAGGCCAUGUAUUGACCAACUAAUGUAUUCGACAGACAAACAUAAAUACUACAGGGGAUGGUUCUGGGGCUACGAAGAAACACGCGGCAUGAAUGUGGCUUGUUUAUCUGUCCAGGGCUCUGCCUCUGUCAUAGCUCCUCUCCUUUUGAACAUCUCUGCUCGUAGGUCAGUGAUGCUAGACCGAGCUGAAAAUCUUCUUCAUGACCACUAUGGUGGCAAAGAUUAUUGGAAUACACGUCGAAGUAUGGUUUUUGCUAAGCAUCUUCGUGUGGUGGGGGACAUGUUUAGGACCAAGUUCUUAAAUUCUACUGAUGAGAAGGACAGGACACAGUAUUCUGAGGACUGGACAAAGAUGAAGGUAAAGCUGGGUACGGCCAUAGGGGGCCCCUAUCUGGGAGCCCACCUCAGGCGCAAAGACUUCAUCUGGGGUCACAGAAAUGACGUGCCUAGCAUCCAGGGAGCGGUGGAGACCAUCCGAAGGCUCCUGAAGUUGCACAAACUUCAGAGAGUCUUUAUAGCCACUGAUGCCAUUGCAAAGGAGACUGAAGAGUUGAAGAGACUUCUUCCAGAGAUGGUGAGAUUUGAACCUAACUGGGAGGAGCUGGAACUCUAUAAAGAUGGAGGAAUAGCAAUUAUUGAUCAGUGGAUAUGUGCACAUGCCAGAUAUUUUAUAGGUACCUCAGUCUCAACAUUUUCCUUCCGCAUUCAUGAGGAAAGAGAGAUUCUGGGUUUUGAUCCCAAAACAACUUACAACAGAUUUUGUGGCGAUGAAGAGAGUACCUGUGAACAGCCAACUCACUGGAAAAUUGUAUAUUAAAAUAUACUGGUCUGUGCAACUGUAGUCUUUAGGCUUAUCAAUGCAAUUAAACAAUCAUUUUUGUAGAAAUAAAUUUAUUUUGAAUGUUGGUUUUUACUUUCUGGUGCUAAGCACAUAUGAAUGGUGGAAGUCAGGUGCAUUCAGCUCGCUCAGUAUUAUCAAUGACAGGUCUUCUGACAAGAUUCCAAAAUGUCUCCCUUUUAAAAAUUGAUCAUAUGAUAUUUUCUGAUGUUAAAAUAUUAUUCUGGAUACAGAACAUUAGUUUGUAUUAUCUUCAAAGCAGAAGAGAUAUUUUCUGUUUGGCUUUCUAUGUUUACAAGAAAUAAAGGUUUCUUUGUUUUUA
This is a messenger RNA of Podarcis raffonei (Aeolian wall lizard), 1684 nucleotides long. RefSeq names its product protein O-fucosyltransferase 2 (gene POFUT2). The record is from RefSeq and is a predicted model, not a curated record. The coding region runs from base 34 to 1341 and encodes 435 amino acids. Gene Ontology annotation, biological process: protein O-linked glycosylation via fucose. NCBI's taxonomy places the organism in Eukaryota, Metazoa, Chordata, Lepidosauria, Squamata, Lacertidae. The transcript is spliced from 9 exons. Gene Ontology annotation, molecular function: peptide-O-fucosyltransferase activity.